AUGUCUUCACCACCGCUCGCCGACUCUCCUCUCCGUACACCUCCGCCUCCUCAGCCCUUCGUCGCUCCCAUACACGAUCACACCCAGAUUGCCGACAACAGCCCACUACUUGACGAAGGAUACUCGGGCGACCGAUCUGACAGCGACAUGGCAUACGCCGCCAUGCAGCCUUCCGUUGCUUCGACGCCAGACAUGGACGCCGUCUUGCGGAGUGCCAUGAUGCUCUCGACAGAGAAGAGGAAGGAACUCGCAAUGUCGCUUGUACACACCAUGCCCAACGACUGUAAAGAAGACGUCCGCCUCCUCAUCGAGCGCCUCACCCACUUCGACCCCGCCGCCUACCUGCCCACCGAGAUCUUCCUCCACGUCUUCGACUACCUCUCACCCACAGACCUUCUUGCUACCUCCAUGGUUAGUCGCAGAUGGCGCGAUCGAUCCUUCGACGAGCGACUAUGGCAGCUAUGCUUCGCAAGGGAAGGCUGGGAGCUGGACAAGGGCGCAGUGGAGAGAUUUGUGGAGCAGGCACGAGACUACGGACAGAGGAAGAUGGAUGCGCGCUUAGACAGACAGCAGAGACGUGACAGAGCCACUGCCGUGCUGGAGAGGAGGGAGAGCAGGAAGAGGCGGAGAGUUGAGGCGUUUAGUGGUGAUCUAACGAGCGACAGCGAUUCUGCGGGUGGACUGGAUCUGGGUAUUCAGGAGGAUAGAGCUGAAGGGAAGACACCAUCUGACGUGGAGGAGAUGGACGGUUUGGAGCAGACUUCAACAGCCGGUGUUGAUCCAACAGCUUCGAAGCUGCCGGUAGAGAGCACCAUGAUUCUCUCCGAGGUGCUCAACCGGCGCUUCGACCCGUACAACUCCUACGACCUGAACAAGUACCGCAACAUAACCUUCCCACCAUCACCGGCAGACAUCAAGCUGCGACCGAGCGUCUUCCAGACCACGUCCGACCCGACCCUGCUCAAGCUCAGCUGGCCGUUCAUCUACAAGCAGCGUCGCCGCCUGGAGGCCAACUGGGACAAGAAUCGGCACAAGACCUUUCAGCUACCCCACCCGGACCACCCUGAAGAAGGCCACACUGAGUGCGUCUACACCGUCCAGCACACAUCUCGUUACCUCGUUAGUGGCAGCAGGGACAAGACCAUCCGGAUCUGGAAUCUACACACCAAUCGUUUGCGACAGAAACCGCUCAUAGGCCACGAAAAGAGUGUGUUAUGUCUGCAAUACGAUGAGCGCCCCGAGCAAGACAUCAUAGUCAGUGGCGGCAGCGACUCCGCCGUGAUUGUGUGGAAGUUUUCCACCGGCGAGGUCGUGAAGCAUGUCUCAGAAGCCCACACCGAGCCUGUCCUCAACCUCCGCUUCGACGACCGCUACAUCGUCACCUGCAGUAAGGACAAAACCAUCAAGCUCUGGUCUCGCCAUGCACUCGCCCGUGACUCCGAGCUCAUCCCUAUCGCCGCUCUUGCCAACUUCGCCGACCCGAAAGCAGGCCUCCUCGACUCGCUCACCCAUCUCAGCACGAUCAGAGGCCAUGGCGCAGCAGUCAAUGCGGUUCAGAUCCACGACAACACCAUCGUCAGCGCUUCGGGAGAUCGCACCGUCAUAGCAUGGAACAUCAUGACGGGCAAGCAAACACGCAUGUUCAAGGGCCACGCCAAAGGCAUCGCCUGCGUCCAAUUUGACGGCCGUCGCAUCGUCAGCGGGUCUUCAGACAUGACCGUCCGCAUCUUCGACGCCGGCACGGCAGCGGAAGUCGCCUGUCUCUCCGGCCACGCCAACCUGGUGCGCACGGUACAGGCGCGCUUCGGCGACCUCCGCACCACCUCCGACACCGACCUCGCCGCCGAAGCCCAGACCGCCGACCGCAACUGGCAGCGCGCCGUCGCCGCCGGCAUGGAGCCCGCCACCAGCCGCCGCGCCGCCUCCCGCAGCGCCGGCUCCAGCAGACCCGAGGACAUGCUCUCCCUCGGCGCGAAGGUCCCACCAGGUGGUGGCGGAAGCCGCUGGGCGAAGAUCGUGUCCGGGAGUUACGACGAGACGGUCAUCGUCUGGCGCCGCGACGAGCGGGACGCGGGGAACUGGGUGCAGAAAGUCGUGCUGAACCAGAACGAUUUGCUGCGGGAGCAGCAGCGUCGGCAGAACCGGAGAGCAGACGACGCUCAGCCCCAAAACCCCGUCUUCGCUCACCCAGGGGGCGCACCCGUCCAACCCGCUGGCCCCGCGGCCGCCGGUCUCCCCCACGCGUCCGCGAUGCCUGCGAUAACUCAGCAAGCCGCUGCAGCAUACGCACAACAACAACAGCAACAACAAGCACCACCACCACCACCACCCCAGCAACCACCACAGCAGCUUGGCGGCCACGCGCAAUUCAACCCCGCCGCCGCGGCCAACAAUGGCCGGCCGGCCGACAGCCAUCGGAUUUUCAAACUGCAGUUCGACCCGCGGAGGAUUAUCUGCUGUAGUCAGAAUAACACGAUUGUUGGGUGGGAUUUUGCGUGUGGGGAGCGGGAGUUGGAGUGGGUGGGGGAGUGGUGUGGGGAGACUGCUUGA
This is a messenger RNA of Saxophila tyrrhenica, 2550 nucleotides long. RefSeq lists its product as uncharacterized. The transcript has 2 exons. Gene Ontology annotation, molecular function: protein binding. Bases 1 to 2550 code for a protein of 849 amino acids. The record is from RefSeq and is a predicted model, not a curated record. Lineage: Eukaryota; Fungi; Ascomycota; Dothideomycetes; Mycosphaerellales; Extremaceae.